AUGCGACUUUUCGGCACUCCGCUACUCCGCGGGAGCCUUCACUGUUUGCGUGCCAUCCAACAUGUGCCGUGGGUCGAAACUUUCGGCCCGGGGGUGCCUUCCGGAAGCAUUUUUCGAAGCCGACGGCCUCCUCUAGCCACUUGCGCCAUGCCUGCCAACCUGAAGCAACGCGCUAAGCGUGCGCUGGUGACCUUGUUGCUGGCUCUGGCCGGUGCCUACGGGCUGCAGGUGACCCUCACGCGGGAGUCGACAGAUGUCGAGGUGACGCGGGUCUUCCGGCGAGUGUCCAUCAAGGUGCAUCCCGACAAGGGCGGCGCAGCCGCAGACGCGCAGCGCCUGAAUGCUGCAAGGGAUGCGUGGGUCCAGGCGAGCCAGGGCACAAAGCCGCCAGGCCGACCUGCCCAUGCGCAGGCAGGGCCAGUGUCCGCAAGCAGUGCCGUCACUAACGGGCGCGAAGGCUUGCGCAUUCGCUCCGAGGCGGUGCUCCUGACAUAUCAAAGCUGGCCGGCCGGGGAGGCGCCUGGUGCAUGGCAGCGGUUCUGCGUCUUUGUGGCCGCCUCGGUGACGGCGUGGACUGUCAAGCACUGGGCGGCGACGAUGGAGCAGACCUCUGGCGGCGACUGCCACCUGCACCUCAUGGUCCAAUUCACUUCUGCAGUGGACUGCGGCUCCGCCCGCUUCAUCUUUGAGGGUGUGCGACCCAACGCCAGCCCCAACGACUACCUCGGCGAGGGCGUCUGCCGCAAGAAGCUGCAGCAGUCCAUCAACCGCGGCAUGUUCUACGUGUGGGCUGACAAGGUGGGGACGCUGCGCUUGCCUUCCGGCGAGACUUGCGUCGCGGCCAACUACGAGCCAUGCUGGACUGAGGCUCGGCGAACCUACCAGGUCCUCGGAAAAUGGCCAGAAGCACUGUGGAAACAGCGGAAGCUGACAUCGGCCAAGUACGAGCAGUACCUUUUCCUGACGCGGGACGGGGUUCUGGCACGGAAGCGCAACCUGGAUGCAGUUCGCGAGCAUGAGGCCGCCCUGGCUGACGCCGCCCUCAUCGAGGCCACCACGAAGAGGCUUCGAGCGAACCCAGAGGUGUACCGGGCUUUCCCGGCAGUGCCCGCGGCAGAAGCAUGGUUGGCGACCUUUCGUGAAGAUCGACUACGCUAUCCACUGCUCAUCGUCCACGGGCCCUCCCAGACAGGGAAAACAGAGUGGGUGAAGUCCUUGUUCAAGCGCGCGCUGGAGCUCAAAGUGGGGAGUCUCGACAUCUUCCCAGAGGGGAUGCGCGCCUUUGACAGGGACACCCAUGAUGGCAUCAUCCUGGACGAUGUGAGGGACCUGAAGUUCAUUGCGGAGCACCAGGACAAACUUCAGGGCAAGUACGACACGCGUGUCGAAUUUGCCACGACUCCUGGCGGCACGUGCGCGUACCGGAAGUACCUCUUUGCGGUGCCUGUGGCAGUCACCAUCAACAACAGCACACGGAACCUGGACUUCCUGCGCGCGCAUGACUGGCUCGGCUCCGAGCGCAACCGCGUCCUCGUCCACUUCCCUGACAUCUUGGCACAGGUCUGA
Molecule: messenger RNA, 1566 nt
Organism: Symbiodinium natans
Lineage: Eukaryota; Dinophyceae; Suessiales; Symbiodiniaceae
Source: the annotation of a GenBank genome assembly